Molecule: messenger RNA, 1816 nt
Organism: Carcharodon carcharias (great white shark)
Lineage: Eukaryota; Metazoa; Chordata; Chondrichthyes; Lamniformes; Lamnidae
Gene: sfr1
Product: SWI5-dependent homologous recombination repair protein 1
Exons: 4
Coding region: 274-1044 (256 amino acids)
Biological process (GO): positive regulation of DNA-templated transcription; double-strand break repair via homologous recombination
Cellular component (GO): Swi5-Sfr1 complex
Source: RefSeq, a predicted model, not a curated record
AACAAAGCUGACACAAAAUUCAGAGGAAAUGAUAAACACGAGCUGUGAGUUGUAGCAAGCCUUCCAAAACAUAGUGAGAAAGUACUCGAUAGUCACAUAAUAGCAAGCAGUGAGCCCCAGUAACAGUGUGUAAAUGGACCUGCUGCCACACUUGUGACCAUCUCUGCCGAGUUUUCGCUGGGUAAUUGGGGUGUUGAAAUUAUCUAGAGUACUUCAUCCAAGGACAUUGUUGGAAAAUGUAGGAACAUCAGGUGAAAAUGGGAUUGGAACCAAAUGUGGUGCCUGCUAUCGCAAAGGAAUAGAAUCAUAAGAAUGGAGAGUGAGAACUCCAUUUCCCCGUGUGGCUCUGUGUCAGCAGAUCAGUUGGGAUCGGAUGUUCAGACCCCAGCUCCCAGCCACACGGCAGCAAAAACGCCUAUGAGUGCCAGUCUCCGAGAACGGCUGAAGAAAACACGCCGCUCCUUUAACUCCCCUUUCAUAGUGCCAAAGAGGCUAAAGAUCGACUGUCAGAAUGAAGGUGGUGGAAGUGUAGGCGCUGGCACUGGUGCUAGUGACAGCCAGCUCUCUGGUGAAGCUUAUGCUGCCCAGGCUGGUGUGACCACAGGAACAGAGAGCCUUUGCAGUAAGCUGGUGGAUGUACAGCCUGAGAUGAGUGCAAUAGGGGAGUGUCUGGAAUUUCACUGUGCAGCCGUGCGGAACAUCCAGACGCCUACAACAUCUCCAAGGCUUAAUUGUUUGUCUGUGAUCCCUGAACAGCAGCACUUACUUGAGGAGAGGGAACGAUUGCAGAGAGAAGUGAGAGAGAAAGAGGAGCUACUUCGUAGACUGAAAAUGGUUCAGAUGUACAGAGCAAAGAACAACUUGGCAGAACUGGGGUCUCUGAUAGAGAAAUGGAGAAAGAGUAGCCAGACCUUGCUAUACGAACUUCAAGUGGCCCUAUCCACUGAUUCCAAACCGACCCUGACCCAGCUCAUAGACAGCCUGGCAGUGGAGGAUAAACUGCUGCAUUACAACAGGCUUGAGGAGGACUUUACAGAUGCAUAAGAUCACUCCUAUGCUGAGAAUUAGCAGCCCCGUUCACCACAAUACAUUAAUCAUUUCAUUACCUUGCAGCCAGUAGUUUCCUGCAGUACUACAGGACAUUGUUAUAUUGUAUGUCUUUAUUUUUUAAUUCUUGAAGUUGUGUGUUGCUUUGUUUUCUCUACUGGGGAAGGGUACAGCACUAUGGACUGACCUACCUCUCUCUUCAGCCACCAAUAAUGCUACUUUAACUUACCAAUAUGUAGUGAAGAAGGUGGAGCCUUGCUUAUUCCUUUUUCUCACCCUGCUCCCUACACCAACUGUUCCAUCAAGGCUUGAACAAUUAAUAGUGAAAAGAAUGUGAGAGCACUUUGAGAAGGUGAGAUGGGUAUCAGACAGCAAAGGAGGAAUAAAGGUAGAGAAAUACACUUUUAAUCUAAUCAAAAAACAAAAUACUGCGGAUACUGGAACUCUGAAAUAAAACCAGAAUAUGCUAGAAAAACUCAGGCAGGUCAGGCAGUGUGUGUGGAGAGAGAAACAGAGUUAAUGUUUCAUCAUACUAAUACAAAAGCAGCAGCUUGGCUAAAAUAAAGGUUUGGACUUGCAGGAUGGAGUAAACAGGAUACACUCUACAGGUGAUACUCUUUUCCCACCCAGACCAUUGCUUGGACACAGCUGGACGCUCUGAACAAAACAUCUUUAUUUUUUAUGAAUACAACUGUUAAACCAACAGCCAACUGAUUGAGUUGUCUAGAUUGUUAUUAAGCAGCUGAUGGAAAAUUAAACUUUAACUUUC